This is a messenger RNA of Pelodiscus sinensis (Chinese soft-shelled turtle), 2835 nucleotides long. Lineage: Eukaryota; Metazoa; Chordata; Testudines; Trionychidae. The record is from RefSeq and is a predicted model, not a curated record.
AAUACUUGCAGCCAGUGUAGACAGGCGGCAAGAUUUUGCGCAGAAUCUUGCCAGUGUAGACACAGCCUAAACUUAACCAGUUAACUGGGAUCCUAUGGGCGAGAGGCCCAACUGGUCACAGGAAGGCUGCUCCACCCUCGUCUGCCAUGCUGCGCUGCGGGGCGUUGCUCCCAUGCAGCCAAGUCCGCUGCCCUGUGGACUGCUUUGGCCAGCCUGGGUUGAGCCUGCCACGCUGUAGGGAGGGGCUGCUCUGGCUGGGCCUCACCAGAAUGCGCUGUAGGCAGGGGGCUGCUUCAGCCUGGCCAGGCUCAUAGGGCUGUGGGCCUGGCCAGGCUGGAAUACCCCCUACUCAGACUGCUAGUUAACAGCUUACCUGGUAUGUGUACCCUACAGUGCCGUUGUGUUCCCCAAAUAGCUGCAGUGCAGAUGCUUCCUGUCAAUGGAAGGAGUUUUUCAGUGGAUACAGCACAGGUCCAGCUGCAGUAACACUGUGUUUCACUGUGUGACUACUGGUCCAAUACGCCAAUGCUAGAUCUGGAAGUGGUUCCCGAGCGAUCUCUUGGGAAUGAACAAUGGGAAUUCAACUUGGGUAAGAUUAUGUUAUGUAUUUAUUUAACGGUAGCAAUUCUUCAGAAACACUGUCGUAUUAUCAAAAAUGUCCAGGUUCUCUACAGUGAGCAGUCUCCUCUUAGCCAUGACCUCAUCCUUAACUUGACUCAGGACGGAAUCAAACUGCUGUUUGAUGCUUUCAAUCAGAGACUUAAGGUGAUUGAAGUUUAUGACUUGACUAAAGUGAAGUUAAAAUAUUGCGGUGUCCAUUUUAACUCUCAGGCAAUUGCUCCAACCAUAGAACAGAUUGAUCAAUCAUUUGGAGCAACACAUCCAGGAGUUUACAACUCAGCUGAACAACUCUUUCACCUCAAUUUCAGAGGAUUGUCUUUUUCUUUUCAAUUGGAUUCAUGGGCUGAAACUCCAAAAUAUGAGCCUAACUUUGCUCAUGGCUUAGCUUCUCUGCAAAUUCCCCAUGGUGCAACUGUGAAACGUAUGUACAUCUACAAUGGAAACAGCCUGCAGGAUACCAAGGCUCCCCUCAUGCCCCUCAGCUGUUUCCUUGGUAAUGUGUAUGCAGAGAACAUUGAUGUUCUGAGAGAUGGAACUGGACCCUCAGGUUUACGGCUCCGCUUACUCACUGCAGGCUGUGGCCCAGGUGUAUUAGCUGAUGCCAAGAUGCGGGUAUUUGAGCGCUAUGUGUACUUUGGUGAUUCGUGCCAAGAUGUUCUGAGCACUUUGGGGUCUCCACACAAAGUCUUCUACAAGUCAGAAGACAAGAUGAAAAUUCAUUCACCCUCCCCACAUAAGCAGGUUCCAUCAAAGUGCAAUGACUACUUUUUUAAUUAUUUCACGCUUGGAGUGGAUAUUCUUUUUGAUGCAAAUACUCACAAGGUGAAGAAAUUUGUCCUGCAUACUAAUUAUCCUGGUCAUUACAACUUUAACAUAUACCAUCGUUGUGAUUUCAAGAUUCCAUUAGCCAUUAAGCGAGAUAGUGCGGAUUCACUGACUGAAACAUGCACAACGUACAGCAAGUGGGACAGUAUUCAGGAUCUUCUGGGACAUCCUGUGGAAAAGCCAGUGGUACUUCACAGGUCUUCCUCUCCGAACAAUACUAACCCAUUUGGAUCAACGUUUUGUUUUGGGCUGCAGCGAAUGAUCUUUGAGGUGAUGCAGAAUAAUCACAUAGCAUCUGUUACAUUGUAUGGCCCAGCAAGGCCCUGCAGCCAGUUGAGAACAUCGGAUCUUUCACAGUGAAGCAUCACCUUCAAAGUCAGCUAAUCUAAAUGCUACAAAACUCAUACAGUGUGCCUUGAUUUGCUGCCACUUAUAUGGAAAGCAUGGUAUGAUUUUUUCAAAAUACAAUUCCUCCCAUCCAUGAGUGGCACAGAGGAGAAACUCUCACAACCCUUCAUCAUGAGGCAUGGAGCUAGUGAUGGAGGAAAAUGGCUAGGUAUCUGUGUCUUCAUUUUACUCCUCUCAAUUGGCCGUCUGUGCAGCACAGAUCUGAAGAGACUCUUUCCUUCCUGAACUGGCGGAAGAGGCAUUAAUGACUGCAAGAAUGAAGCACAAACUUUUUGAGCCUUGGAGUAUCUGGAAGCAGGUAUCGAUAGUAGUUUGUUUUUGUGUUGGUCAAACUGAAUUGAUAUGGUAGUCCUAUUUUAAGACACCAACUAUAUAUAUACAUACCUUUUAUUUAUGCAUACAUACACACACACGCACAAAUCUAAACACAUUGAUAUUUCUGUGGAUUAGGACAUUGUACCAAGUGUGGUAAGGGUGUAUAUAUGUACAUGAUUUCAGGCACCACAUCUUUGUGUAACUUCAGAACAAGCAAAUAGCAUGUGCAUAAUACUUGAUUGUGUAACAUUUGCACUACAUACACUUUAAUUACUUGAUAAACAUGAUCUUCACUGAAGAGCAUCUGUGUACGGGGUGUAAUGGUUAUUUAAUGUAAGCUGUGCAUUAAGCUUAUUUAUGUGGUGGAUUGAAUAGUUCACCUUCCUGCACUAAUAUUUACUUGACAUGCUGAAGCAAUUUUUUUUUCUGCCAGGCCUUGUUUAAUAACUGUACGCAGUUUAAAAAAAAAGUCUUGAAGAGAUGAUUUGUAUAACUGAAAGAUGCUUUUCUUUGAUAACAUUUUUCUUCAUACUUAAAAAAUGAAAAAAAUACAUCCCAUAAAGGAAAAUUCAGUUGCCUCAUCUGCAAAUGUAUUGUAAUAUGUUGAUUCCAACCUCCUACUUAUUCCCUGUUUCCCAUAGAAAAGAAAAGAAAACAUGUAGUGAA